Fusarium odoratissimum NRRL 54006 is the source of this 1557-nucleotide messenger RNA. RefSeq names its product acylpyruvate hydrolase. Gene Ontology annotation, cellular component: mitochondrion. The transcript has 3 exons. NCBI's taxonomy places the organism in Eukaryota, Fungi, Ascomycota, Sordariomycetes, Hypocreales, Nectriaceae. The record is from RefSeq and is a predicted model, not a curated record. Gene Ontology annotation, molecular function: acetylpyruvate hydrolase activity. Bases 126 to 863 code for a protein of 245 amino acids.
AGCUUCUCCAUCGGGGGAGCAGUUCCGAAACCGGUUGCUUAAGCUUACAGCUAUUUCGCCAUUGAGCCAGUGAAUGAGUGUUAUAACUGAUAAAAUUCUUCUUGUAAUCAUCAUUCGUAACCAUCAUGUUCGCUCUGAGACGCACAAUGGCUACUAUGGCCCCUCAGGCUACGUCUAGCCUCAAGCAGGCCGGCAAGGUUGUCUGCAUCGGCCGCAACUUUGCGGAGCACAUUGCUGAGCUGAACAACACCAAACCCAAGCAGCCCUUCUUCUUCCUGAAACCUACGUCUUCCAUUGUCCUACCAGGCGAGGGUCCCGUCCUGAGGCCCAAGGGCAUUGACAUGCAUUAUGAGGUUGAGUUGGCUCUCGUAAUUGGAAAGCUCACCCGAGAUCUUCAGGCCUCUGAUACCCAGGGAGCUCUUGAUGCUAUCAAAGCUUACGCUAUCGCCAUUGACUUCACCGCCCGCAACGCCCAGAAUGAGGCCAAGAAGAAGGGUCUCCCAUGGGACAUCGCCAAAGGUUUCGAUACUUUCUUGCCUCUGAGCAACAUUAUCCCCAAGACUGCCAUUAAGGACCCUCACAAUGUUGAGCUCUUCCUCCAGCUCAACGGCGAGACCAAGCAACAGGGCUCAACCAACCUCAUGAUCUACCAGAUCCCUCGUAUCUUGAGCGACAUCUCCAAGGUUAUGACUCUCCACCCCGGCGAUAUUGUCCUUACUGGUACACCUGCCGGCGUUGGUCCUGCCGUGCCGGGUGAUGUUGUUCGAGCGGGUGUGAGGAUUGACGGAAAGGAGUUGGAGGAGGGUGCCAUUGAGAUCCCCGUGGAGGAAUCGCCAAGCUCAUAUAGUUUUGCCGAGACCUAAAGAUGAACAAGUUUAAGUGAGUUGUAUCUUAGUAAGAACUUUCGACAUGAGUGUGUAGAAUAUCAAGACAUGAGAGGUAUUUUUCUGCAACUACUACUACAUCACCACAUUUCAUACCCAUGCGCCGCCUCUUUGACCUUUUGAUACAAACUUUUGCUACAUUUUGAUGGAUCACGCCAGAUUAGGAUCCUGAAUAGUGCCCGGCUUCGGUGCCGCAUCAGCCAUAGUACCACACUUGGAACAAGUCCUCUUGUCCUCACUGCUCUUAAAGUCUUGAACCGCCACUUUAAUUUGAGUGCCAAGGUCGGUGCAAUGAAAUGCGGCCUCGUGAACAAUCUCACCACAGUCACCGCAGUACCAACGCAUACGAUCGAGUGAGUCCUUUGGACGACGCUGCUCUAGGACGACUCCAACCGUGUUCGCGAAGCGGACUGGGUUGUGCGGUGUGUUUCCAGGUAAGAGAAACAUAUCACCUUCACGGAUGAUGAUGUCACGGAAUUCCCCCUCGUCGACGACUUUGAGCAUCAUUGCACCUUUGUAUUGGUAGAACCACUCGGGAGUUUGAUUGAUGUGGUAGUCAGUGCGGGCAUUUGGACCACCAACGAUCUGAUGACAAUUGUUAGCCAUGUUCUCAACGUGAAGUAUAAGAGUAUUUGCAAAGCGUGAGUUACCAUGACACUGAAGUCUUCAUUGU